AUUAACAUGAAUAUUAUUUAUAGGGAUGAUGUUAACUCCAUUAUUCUGGAGUUUCAUAUCACAUCGGUUCCCCAAACGAACACUUAUGCUUUUUGGACUACUCAUUGAUUUUUUAUGCAACAUACUCUGCAGUAUCGUUGACUCCUUUUACGUUUUUGUUAUUCUUAAAAUUAUUACUGGUACUAUCGUUAGCGGGGCUUUUACACUCCUGACGACUUAUCUCAGUGAAUUUCAACCAAAAAAAUAUCGAGCUAAAGUGAUUACUUGGGCUGGCCUUUUAUUCAACGCAGGAUUUAUCGUUCCAGCAAUUUUGGCUUUCAAUGUUACGCCACAAACAUGGACAUUCAUUCUUUUCGAUCGAGAAUUCACAGCUUGGAGGAUACACUACAUUUUAUGCUGUAUUCCAUCUAUUCUUGGUUUUAUCAUCUUGAGCUUUCUACCGGAAACUCCGAAAAUGCUUAUGGAAAAUGGAUACCUUCCUAGGGCCUAUGAUCUAUUCAGACGCAUUUACGUAAUCAACACUAGAUUGCACAUUGAUACUUAUCCGAUUAAAUUUCUGGAAUCACCUUCGAAUAACUUUAAUAAAACAAACGAGGAAUCGAAAUUCCAAAAAUUUCUUGAAACUUGGAACGAUACAAAAGAAUUAUUUAAACCGCCAAAUUUGAGACAUUUUGUGAUAAGUAACUUACUGCAAUUCGGUAGUAUGCUUUCAUUCAAUACAAUGCGGCUUUGGGUUCCGCACAUGUUCAUCAUAAUCAACAACUUUGACUACUCUCGGUGGGAUCCAGCUCGUGGCAAUCCAACGAUAUGCGAGUACUUGAUUCCUGGCGUGAUUCCCCCAGGUCUCGCAAACGAGACUUUCUAUGCAAAUCACACCUGCAUUCGGUGGCACAUAAAUCCCAGCGUAUAUAUCAAUUCAAGUAUUAUUGCAGCUUCCGCUGUUGGAAUUUCAUUUCUUGUUGGCCUAUUAUAUACCACUAAAUUAAGAAAAAAAAUUGUUUUAGUUAUGGGAUACUUAAUCGCAAUACUCAGCAGUUUUGGAACUAAUUGGGCACAACUUGUACCUUUAAUGUUGACCCUAUCAGCAUCUAUUGUAGUCACGGGCCGAAUAACGGCUAACAUAGUUAUCGCGGCUAACGCCGACGUCAUUCCCAUACCGUUAAGGGCAACAGCUGUCAGUUUUAUCACAAAUACUGGAAACUCAGCGAGUAUUAUUGGAAAUCUCGUAUUUUCAGCUCUCCUCGAAUUUCAAUGUCUCAGUGCGUUUAUUGGAAUCGGCGCAAUGUUAAUACCCUGUAUGAUUAUAUCAUUAUUCACACUGCAAACAGAGAAGAAAGAAAUAAAAAUCUCCCCGUCAUAA
This is a messenger RNA of Cotesia congregata, 1360 nucleotides long. The record is from the annotation of a GenBank genome assembly. Lineage: Eukaryota; Metazoa; Arthropoda; Insecta; Hymenoptera; Braconidae.